AUGUAUUUCAUACCUGAGCCCAGCAUUAGGGAGACGACUUCUCGUCCGUACGUCAUCCAGAUGAGGCAUGCUGGAAGCAUGCAGCCCUUAUAUAGGAGAGAUGCUGGAGUCUGGCACCAAACAAGAAGUCUUCUCUACAAGAACCUACUCAUCAAAUGGAGGACAAAGCAACAAAGUCUGCAGGAGUUGAUCCUACCUCUGCUUCUGUUGGGCCUCCUGAUCCUCAUCAGCACGCUGAAUCCUCACGUUUAUUAUGGAGGCAUCAGCACCACGGAGCUGGAACGUGAUGACACCCCCUUCCUGAAGGGCCUGGGCUACACGCCCAUCACUAACAUUACCAACCACAUUAUGGAAGAGGUGGCCCAGGAGAUGCACAUGCAGGAUCGUCUGGAGAUGUUUUCCAGUGAGGAGGACCUAGAGAACGCCAGCCUGUAUGAGCCCUCAGGCUAUGUGGGAGUGGUAUUCAUGGACAGCUCUGCCACUUCCUACAGACUACGCUUCCCAUACAACCAGCUGCCCUUACCCAGUGAUUACACAGAAUCUAUUGCCAACUGUUUUGCCAGCUCAGUGAACUGCAGAGCGGCCAAUUACUGGUACUCCGGCUUCAUCCGCCUCCAGUCUCUUAUCGAUGCAGCCAUCAUCCAGAUGCAGACAAAGCGUGCGGUGUGGAGUGAAAUGAACCUAAAGGUGGUGAUGAUGGGCCAGCCAGGUUCUGUGGAGGUGCAGAAAUUCCCUCAUGCCCUCAUCUCUAUCUACCUGGUCUUGGCUUUCACACCCUUUGUCACCUUCCUCAUUGUCAACGUGGCAGCCGAGAAGGAGCACCGCCUCAAAGACACCAUGAGCAUGAUGGGGCUUUAUGACACUGCUUUCUGGUUGUCAUGGGGCCUCCUGUACGCUGCUCUGGUGACCACUAUGUCCAUCCUGAUGUCCAUCAUUGCCACGUAUACUGCCCUCUUCCCCAACAGUGACUUCUUUGUCAUCUUCUUCCUCAUCUUUCUCUAUGGAAUCUCCUCUAUCUUCUUCUCCUUCAUGCUGACUCCAUUGUUUAAGAAGCCUAAGUUUGCCAGCACAGUGGGCUCCAUGCUGACAGUGGUGUUUGGCUGCCUGUCGCUGUUCACUGUGCUGAUGAAAGACUUCCCACAGCCUCUGGUUUGGCUGCUCUGCCUGCUCUCCCCUAGUGCCUUCUCCAUUGGCAUCGCACAGGUGGUGUACCUGGAGGCCCAGGGAGAUGGUGCUGUGUUUUCCACUCUGGCCAAUGGCCCUCACCCUCUCUACGUCCCCCUGCUCAUGCUUGUACUGGACUGUGUCCUCUACCUGCUGCUGGCUGUCUACCUAGACCAGGUCCUUCCAGGUGAAUUUGGUAUGAGGCGGUCCCUGGUGUACUUCCUGAAGCCGUCUUAUUGGUCCAAGCGCAGAAAGCGCUACGUGGAAGUGAGCUCGGUAUACGAGACAGAAGUGAAUGGCACUCCUGGUGGGGACGAGUCCGUCGAACCUGUCUCACCAGAGUUCAGAGGGAAAGAGGCAAUCCGCAUCAAUAACAUCCGCAAGGUAUACAAGGAGAGGGACAACGUGGUGGAGGCUCUGAGAGGCUUGACCUUUGACAUCUACGAGGGCCAGAUCACAGCUCUGUUGGGCCACAGCGGGGCUGGCAAAUCAACUCUAAUGAACAUCCUGUGUGGCAUCUGCCCACCCACUGAUGGGUCAGCCACCAUCUAUGGCUCCCCUGUGGCGGAGAUCGCUGAUGGGGCAGAGAUGAAGCAGCUGGUGGGCAUUUGCCCCCAGUUCAACAUCAUCUUUGAUGUGCUCACCGUAGAGGAGCACCUGAGGAUAUUUGCUGCUAUCAAAGGCAUACUGCCUGCAGACAUUGAUGCUGAGGUUACCAAAGUGCUGAAGGAUCUGGACUUGGAGAAGAUCAUGACCGCUCAGGCCAAGAAUUUGAGUGGAGGCCAGAAGAGGAAGCUUUCUGUGGGCAUUGCCAUUCUCGGAGAUCCCAAGAUCCUACUGCUAGACGAGCCCACUGCAGGGAUGGACCCUUGCUCCAGACACCAGGUCUGGUCGCUGUUGAAGAGCCGCAGAGCCGGCAGAGUCACGGUCCUCAGCACUCACUACAUGGAUGAGGCUGACAUACUGGCUGAUCGCAAAGCUGUGAUCUCUCAAGGCCAACUGAAGUGUGUCGGCUCCUCACUGUAUCUAAAGAUCAAGUGUGGUGUGGGAUACCAUCUCAGAAUGUCUGUUAGCGAGGGAUGCGAGGCAGAUAAGAUCACAUCAUUGGUCAAGCAGCAUGUUCCAAAGGCAAAGUUGUCACGGCAACAAGAGGCGGAGCUGACAUUUACUCUGCCUUUUGAAAGCAUGGACACCUUUCCAGGCUUGUUCUCAGAGCUUGACUGUCGACCUGAUCUGGGAAUUAUCAACUAUGGGGUCUCCAUGACAACACUGGAAGAUGUUUUCCUCCGUUUAGAGGCAGAAGCCGAAGUGGACCAAGCUGACUAUAGUGUUUUUAAUCAGGAGCAGGUGGAGGAUGAGUACGAUGCGUCCCCCUCAGAAGAUACUGACCAGCGGCUGCUGACUUUCUCAGACAGCAAGCCAGAUGCCGUGGUAGGCCAUGCUUUGUGGAGGCAGCAGUUCAGCACCAUAGCCUGGCUCCACAUGCUCAACAUGCGCAGAGAGAGGAAGGCCUUUGUCUACACUCUGGCCUUGUUCCUGGUGUUUGUGGCAGCAGUGCUGGUCCUGUCCCUGGCCACAGGAAACAUCCAGAUCCACUCCCCUGACAGACAGUUCCUGCCCAUCUACCUGCUUAAAAGGAACCAGGCACCCAGGAAGUACGCAACCAGCCUCCUGGUGCAGAACUCCUCUGGCUCUGAUAUCUCUGACUUUAUCCACAACCUGGAGUCUCAGGACAUCAAGGUGGAGAUGAUGAAGCAGAUGGACUACAUGGCGGCAGCACCACACAGCGCCGCCAUCAACGUAACAGGAUCCAGCAAGGGUUUCAGAUACAGUGUUGCAUUCAACAGCACCACGGUCCACUCCUUACCCAUGGCUGUCAACAUACUCAGCAACGCUCUUUUAAGAGGCCUGAACGGUACCGGACAAAUCCGAACCUGGACCAAACCUUUCGACUAUCAAAUCCCAGAUGCUACAUCUUACGCCCUGGUGUACAUAGAGGCCAUCAUACUUGGCAUGCUUGCAGCUGGGAUGCCUGCUUAUUUUGCAAUGGACCACACUCGAGACAGAGAGAUCAAUUGCCGUUCCACACUCCGUAUUUCAGGCAUGGUACCUUCGGCCUACUGGUGUGGCCAGGCAGCAGUGGACAUCCCCUUCUACUACCUCAUCCUCUCCUGCAUGACCACCAUCCUUUUCUCCUUCCACACUGGCAACCUGCUCACCUCCAGCAACCUCACCGCUGUGGUGUUGUGCAUCGUUGGCUUCGGCCCAGCCAUGAUCCUCUUCACCUAUGUGGUUUCCUUUGGCUUUGCCCGCGUCCAGAGCAACAGGGAUUUCUUCUCUGUGGUCUCCAUGAUGGUUUGUGUGGUGUCUGCCUCUCUGGUUCAGCUGUCUUUUGUGAAUGAUAAUCCUGGUUUGACCAGGAACCUGCACAAUGCCUUGUGUUUCUUCAACCCUCUCUACCCUCUCAUGGGCUGCCUCAACUGCAUCACUAAGGCUACCUUCCUCCCUUCCCUCUAUGAGGAGAACUUCUUGUGGAAGAAUCUGCUCAUUGCAGUUGUAGCUCCCUAUCUCCAGUGCAUCCUGCUGCUUUUCCUGCUUCGCUGGCUAGAGAUCCACUACGGAGGGAGGACAAUGAAGACUGACCAGUUCUGCAGGAUCUCAUCCAAGGCCAAGCCCAAAGUGGAGAGGAACAUGGAGGAAGGGCUGAAUGAGGAUGAGGAUGUGCAGAUGGAGAAAGCCAGGGUGAGGGAGGCGCUCAACUGCCAGAGCUGUGAAGAGAAACCAGUGGUGGUUGUCAGUAACCUGAAGAAACAGUACAAGGGCAGAAGAGAAGGUUUUUCUCUCAGCAAGAGAAGGAAAGUGGCCACUAAGAACAUAUCUUUCUGUGUUCGGAAAGGUGAGGUUCUGGGCCUGCUGGGUCCCAAUGGAGCAGGGAAGAGCACCAUCAUGCAUAUGCUAUCUGGUGAUACAGACCCCACCGCUGGCCAGAUAAUGAUGGGUGACUAUAGCACAGAGUUUCAUCCAGUGGACAGCCCCCUAGAGCAUGUGGGCUACUGUCCGCAGGUCAACCCGCUGUGGCCCAGGAUCACUCUACAGGAGCACCUGGAGAUCUACGCUGCCAUUAAGGGCCUGCGAGGACAGGAUGUACCAGGCAUCAUCAAACGUGUGGUGAAUGCUCUUGAGCUGAAGGACCACCUGAACAAGCAAGCCAAGAGCCUGUCAGCAGGACUUAAGAGGAAGUUGUGCUUUGCCUUGAGUAUGAUUGGGAAUCCUCAGAUUGUCUUAUUGGAUGAGCCCUCAACAGGGAUGGAUCCCAAGUCCAAACAGCGCAUGUGGAGGGCCAUUCGUGCUGCUUUCAAGAAUCGGCAGCGGGGAGCUGUCCUGACCACACACUAUAUGGAAGAGGCUGAGGCCGUGUGUGACCGAGUGGCUAUAAUGGUUUCUGGCCAGCUGAGAUGUAUUGGCUCUAUCCAGCAUCUAAAAGGGAAGUACGGUCGAGGCUACAGCCUGGAGGUGAAGCUCAGAGAGGAGCUGACUGGGCUCCAGCAGGUGGCGCUGCUGCACAAGGAGAUCCUCCGAAUCUUCCCCCAUGCUGCUCGACAGGAGAGCUUUGCCACUUUGAUGGUUUACAAGAUCCCCAUGGAAGAUGUCAAAUCACUGGCCAAGUCAUUCUCUCAGUUAGAGAGUGCUAAACAAACCUUCAACUUUGAAGAGUACAACUUCUCCCAGUCUACCUUAGAACAGGUGUUCAUGGAGUUUGCCAAGGAGCAGGAGAACGAGGAGGACGAAGUGGGCUCUCUCAGCACAACGUUCCAGUGGCAGCGGUUGCGCCAGGACGGCUCCGUUUCAGUGAACCACACAGACAGCAUCGUUCACCAGCUUUGAACUCCACCUGAGAGGGGUGGGGGCGGCGCUGCUCAACACUGACCUGCUAGGGCUCAGCUGCCUGUGGGCACACGCCAGCACUCGCCCCCUCCACACUCCGCCCACCAUCCCCAAACAAUCGGGACAGACCUCUACUAUGGGCAGGACCCUAGACGAUGGGGGCUUGCAUAAACUGGGACUGUCUGUGUGUGUUGGGGCUGGGGGUGUUCAAGGCCCUCUUUCUGCGGAGCUGAGGUGUGCAUGUCUGUUACCCUCAUCCACUGGUGCUUUGUAUUUUCUGACUCGCACUGACCGAGGGGCCUGCAGUCUUUCUCAAAGACACACUGACCUGACACCAACUCCUCUUUCUAAUGUUGUGUUUUUUUAAUCUUCACGGGGAGUCGGUAAAUGGAAACUAUAUAUAAAUUAUAUAAAUAUAUAUAAUAUUUAUGCUUUCUAAUACUUUCCAUCCAUUCUCCUCCAUGGGAGACAUUACGGUUAAGUGUUUUUGCUCGUCUCUUCAACUCUUCGUCCAUUGUGUUUGUGAAACAGUAACGUGUUUUUUCAGCACUAGCAGUACUGGGAUCCAUCCAUGAUAGUACCAAAGCAGCACAUCUCUGAACCACACACUCGUACACCUCCUGGCACAUUGACACUGAGAGGUGCUGUUUUUCGUUUUGUUUGUUUUUGUUUUUGGUGUCAGUAGCAUGUGGAUAAAUCGUUAGUGAAAUAGAUAUAUUUAUGUUGGGCAAUAGGCAGUUUACAUGUUGCCUGGUUGCUGCACAGAUGCACUAACGUACAGUAGAAGAGAUGCUUUGUCAUGUUGUGCAGCAGCACUCCCUCUUACAGUGCCCUCUAGUGGGUCCUUACACUCAUUACAGGUGAACAUUUCACAUGACUACCUGCUCAGUAGAGGGAUUGCUACUGUUUUUCACUGAGGCUGAAGUCCCUUCUCCUCAUUUACACCAGCAUGCACAUCUCAUUGUCUAAACCCACAUAUAAACACAUCUCCCCACAGUUUCCAGGACUCAGAAAAAGAGGCCUGCUUUUUUGGAGCAGCUUAGCAUGCAUGCUCGAGAGGACGUUGACUAUCUUGAAAUGUGGCAGAUGGAUGUUGGGAUGAGGGUUUGGCGUAGAUGACUGCUGCCCCGUGGCCUUCCUCUCAACAGAUUUAGCUCUGAAGUAGAAUUCUUAGCUUGAGAAUGUAGAAGAGAAUAUGCACACCAGUACAUGUAGCACACUGUCCUCAUCAAACAUUUGUCAUGGGCACGAACUUCAAACACGGAGAAAUGAGGCAGAAAUUGUGUUGAGAUGGAGAUAUGUAUGGGGCUUCUUGUGAUGUUUUUAAAAGUAUUUUCUUAGCCAGAUUUUGUAGGGAUAGUUGUCUUUGACACUAGAUUUUGAAUGUAUGUUGGGCCUCCAGUGAGAGGGGGUUUGUACCAUAGGAGUGACCAACUCCUCCUCAACAGAUACAUUAAUCUGUGGAGCUCCUUUGUCACUCUGUUUCACUUUGGUGCCACGUGUAAUCUCACAAAUGUGUUUUGUUUGAUUUAUCUAGCCUGUUCAGUGUGUGUUUAUUGUACAUAUGUGUGUUUGUAUAGCUAUGACUAUCUUGGGGAUGUUCUUAAAUAAGCUAGUACUUAUACUGGGAGGUGUGUUGUUGGUGCAAUACCUAUCAGCAAACCGUUAAAUUGUAAUUUCCUCAUGAAAUUCAGGUGAGAGGUUGAUAUUUAUAGGGAAAUUGAAAGAAACUUUCUUUAUAGAUACAAUAAGAACAGACUUGAGAGACAAAUGUGAUUCAUUCAGUUGAGUGUAUGUAGCCUGUCAGUGAAGAUAAGCAGGCAAACACAUCCCGCUCCUAGGCAGGAAUUGUGUUUUUUGUGUUUAUUUAUUUUAAAUUUUUUUGUAAUACUUGCUAACCAGUUGUCAGCAAUUAAUCUUUUGAUUGAGAGUGUGACCCUUAUGGCCCCUGACUUGGUAAAGUAGGAGAAAGUCAUACCCAAACUACAUAUCACGUUUCCCUUAAAAUGAAGAAUGCAUUCUGCUUCACAGUGUUUCAUGCAUGAAGUCAAAGACCGUGUCCUCCUUUCAUAUGAAGCACUGACAGUCCGUUUUAUCUUCCUGGUAGUUGUUCCUUUCCUGCUAGAGAACAACCAUGGAGUAGAAUCUGAUCGUCUUCUUGUAAAGGCAUCCUAAGGUGUUUGGGGCAGACGCUACUGGUAUCAGUCAUUGUUGUUGGCAUGCGUUUGUCAGGAUUAUCCAGUCAUUAUACUGAGAGGCCUUUUUAAUGAAGUUGUAACCUCUGUUUAGGCUGGGCGUGGCACAAAAUGCCUCUCCAGAGCCUUUUUCUUUUUGCCUUGCAACAUGAAUCCAUCUUCUGUCUCUCAACUGCAGUUCAGCUCUUAAGUUGACCUGUUAAAUUCGGAGUGCACAUACUUUAUAGUGGUCAUAUGCUUGAAAUGUUGAUUUCAGUGGUGGGCUUUUAAGUCUUAUAUGACGUGUUUGGGAUAAGUGACUUAAAAUGUUUGUUAAUGCACUGCUUUACUUUUUUGUAUUGUAACCGAUUUUAUUGCUUCUGCGUUUUACCUCGGUUUUCUGUUUGUUAACACUCGACAAAGUGAGAGAGAGCUAAUUUGCCAUGCUGUCCUUCAUUCUUACUAAGUAUGAAAAUUAGAUUUUAAAAGCAUGAGGAGUUGUUUCAAGCAAAUUUUGUGAGUUUUGAUGAUGACUAUUAUCUGAUGGCAAGCUGUUUGCUGGGAAAGACAUACAGUGCAAAUAUAUUUUAUAGACUACAGUACACACUUGAGGUUUUUAACAUUCAUAUGAUUUGGUUGGCAUAUUCUAACCUUUUUAACUAUGAUAACUUAAACUGUCAACUUUUUUUUUGCACACAUGUAGCCUUGUGCCGUGAACUCGGGCACAGAGUCUUGGCUCUGCAUUACUUGUGCGUGGGAAGGAUGGAUGCCUUUUUGGUACAUUUUUUUUUUUUUUUUUUUAAGUUAUCUUUUUCCAAAGUGCAAUAUUUGGAUAUGUGUUGUUCACAGCAAACAUUCUACUCAGUCUGUCAUACUCUAGUAUCCAAAUGUUGUCUGUGGGUUUAGUUUCAGUAAAAUGUAGCCACCCAAGUAACAUUUGCUUUUUUUGCACUUCUUUAACCCCUGCUGCCAGAACAGAAAGAAUCACAUCAAGUAUAGUACAGAGUGUCUCACGUAUAGAGGAGGAAAAACCAUUUUGGCUCUGUGGAAAACAGGUUGUAAAGGAAACUGACAUUGGCAUUGAAACAGAAGACGGUUGUGUUGUUUUUCCUGGUGGUGGUAUACUUGCACUAUUUCUGGGAAAUUUUAUAACCUUUCUGUAUAUUAUGCAAUCUUUGUAAGAUUAUCUGUGCACUGAUUUUAUUUUUGAAAGACUGUGUGGUUUAGCAGUGUGCUGUAUUUUGCUCCUAUAUCGCCCUCAUGUCUAAAUGAACACUGGUCAUUAAUGAACUGUGGUCCCUAAACCACCUUCUCAUGAAUAAAUGUGAAUCAAAAUGA
This is a messenger RNA of Myripristis murdjan (pinecone soldierfish), 8561 nucleotides long. RefSeq names its product ATP-binding cassette, sub-family A (ABC1), member 5 (gene abca5). Gene Ontology annotation, molecular function: ABC-type transporter activity; ATP binding; ATP hydrolysis activity. Lineage: Eukaryota; Metazoa; Chordata; Actinopteri; Holocentriformes; Holocentridae. The record is from RefSeq and is a predicted model, not a curated record. The transcript has 38 exons. Gene Ontology annotation, cellular component: membrane; intracellular membrane-bounded organelle. Gene Ontology annotation, biological process: lipid transport; transmembrane transport. Bases 1 to 5049 code for a protein of 1682 amino acids.